CGCCGCGGCGCGAUGCGCCACCGAUGCCGGAGCCUCUUCCGCCUGCGCCUCCGCCUGCGCGCCGUCUGCCGCCGGCGCCUCGGCUGUGGGCGCCGGGCGGGCUCGUCGACCGGGCUCGCCCUGGGCAGCUUCCCGGGGCCCGGCGUGCCGCCGCCUCCGGAGCCCAGGGCUCGAGGGGAGCCCCCGCCUCCAGCCGGGCGCGCCGACCUUCUCGCCGGAAGACGUGGGCGCCUGGAGGCGCCACCUGGAGGCCGAGGGCUUCGUGCGGCUGCGGGGCGUGCUGAGCCUUCAGGAGGUCGAGAGCGGCGUCUCGCUGUUCUGGGACUGGCUCGAGGGCCUCGGGGGCGGCGCGCGACGCGCGGACCCCGCCACGUGGACGGCGGAGAACUUCCCCGGCAAGUUGAAGUACGGGUUCUUCUGCACCCGCGGCGGCGGCCAGAGCGAGGCGGCGUGGGCGCUCCGCGGCAGCAGGACCCUGCACAGGGUGUUCUCCCACAUCUGGGGCACCGAGGAUCUCAUCGCCUCGCUGGACACCUUCAUUGGCUGGCGCCCCUGGUGGCCAGGGGCGGGGGGCGACGAGUCGUGGCGGCCGGGCACGGAAGGCAUGCACUGCGACCAGAACCCGCACAACCGGCGCGGGUUGGCGGCGGUGCAGGGCAUGCUCGUGCUGCGACCCGCCACGCGCGAGCUGGGUGGCCUGGCGGUGGCCCCGCGUACCCACACCGACGGCGUUCAGGACCACCUCGCGAGCCUCUUCGACGCGCGCCGCGGGGAUUGGCUGCCGCUGGAGAUGGAGCACCCAGAGGAUCCGCUCGUGCGCUGCGGGGAGCUGGUGGAGGCUGACCCGGGGGACCUCAUCUUGUGGGACUCCCGCGUCCUCCACGGGGCUCACGUGGGGCCCGGGCCAAGCGGGGGCCAAGCCCCUCCGCCCGCCCUCGCCCGGCUCGUCUUCACCGUGUGCUUCGUGCCCCGGGGCUGGGCGCCCCAGAGUGUGCUCGAGGCCAGGAGAGGCGCGGUGGAGAAGGGCCUGACCCUCACCCACUGGCCGCACGCCUACGAUCCCCAUACGUUCCAGGACACCGACGGCAGCGCGCUCGCCUCCCUGGAGCAGUGGCGCGAGAGCUACCGGCCCCCGGCCAUGGACGCCUGGAGGGGAUGGCGCUCGUGCCCCUGGAGGCGUUCGGCGAGCAGGCCCAGGAUAGCGCGGCCGGGGGCAUCUGGCUGUUGCUCGUCAACGAUAACAACAACAACGCCGACCAGAUCGGCACACAGUUCGUCCUGCUGCGGCUAA
This is a messenger RNA of Prorocentrum cordatum, 1291 nucleotides long. NCBI's taxonomy places the organism in Eukaryota, Dinophyceae, Prorocentrales, Prorocentraceae. The record is from the annotation of a GenBank genome assembly.